Molecule: messenger RNA, 624 nt
Organism: Haemonchus placei
Lineage: Eukaryota; Metazoa; Nematoda; Chromadorea; Rhabditida; Trichostrongylidae
Source: the annotation of a GenBank genome assembly
AUGAUGAUUACCGCCGUUGAGGAUACUCAACAAGAUCCAAACAAGAAAAAGUCGAAGGGUGAGGAUAAAAAGAAGAAAAAGGACAAGAAGGAGAAGGAGAAGGAGAAAAAGGAAAAGGAAAAGGAGAAGAAGGACAAGAAGGACAAAAAAGCCGUAUGUCUCUGUCUAUAUGAACAUAACGGCCACUCAAAACUGAAGAAGGGAGCUGAAGUAGCGGCAACUCAGUAUGGUGAGGUCGUUCAGCAAGAAGAGGUCAAGAAGAAGUCUGGUGAAUCGAAAGAAGGAAAGGCAAAGUCAAAAUCACCAAAAGGGAAAUCGAAGUCACCGAAAGGAGGCAAAGGCUCAGAGCGAAUUAUAUCGAAUCCAAUAGUCACCCCAGUCACGGACGAAUUCCCAACAGAUGAAGAGGAAGGGAAAGAAACGGAAUUGAAUAAGACCAAGACCGCUGCUGAUAAGCUUAUCCAAAGAAAAGAUGAACAAGUGGUGGACUAUAAGAAGAAGAAGACGAAGACAGGAAAAGAUAGGAAUUUGUCGGAUCCGAUCGUCACACCAUGCACAGACGAAUUCCCCACGGAAGAGGAAAAGCCUGAACUGAAGGAGGUGGCCCAGCAAUCUCAUGCAUAG